Purpureocillium lilacinum is the source of this 1389-nucleotide messenger RNA. Its product is annotated as mitochondrial 37S ribosomal protein mS29. Gene Ontology annotation, molecular function: structural constituent of ribosome. Lineage: Eukaryota; Fungi; Ascomycota; Sordariomycetes; Hypocreales; Ophiocordycipitaceae. Gene Ontology annotation, cellular component: mitochondrial small ribosomal subunit. Gene Ontology annotation, biological process: mitochondrial translation. The record is from RefSeq and is a predicted model, not a curated record.
AUGGCGUCCGCAAACGCUUUGCGGAGCCUGAUCCGGCCUGUCAUCCCCGUCGCGCCUCGAAUCCACCCCGUCGUGCUCGCCAGAGCUCCGUUCACGACCAGCUCCGUGCUUGCCGCCGCGCCGCCGCCGACGAUCAAGAGCCGACGCGAUCUUCCCAAGAAGACCAAGAAGACGUACAAGAAGAAGGCCAACAUUGUGGCCGUCAAAAAGCCCAAUCCCGGCGAGCGCAAGGCGUUCCGGAAGCGCAUUCAGCUCAGCAACAACAGCGCGUUGCCCGUGCAAGGACUUGAUGAGCUGAGCGCAGAGGCUCUGGCUAACCACGAGAGCAAAGGCAAGAUGUUUGCCAUACCUGAUCAGGUGGUAGACCAACUGAGAGCGCUUGAAGCCUUCAAGACAACGCAGACGUGGAACUUGUUCCGGCGCCCUCAUUUCUUGGUGCGCGAGGAGACGGUUGAGAUGAUGCGCAAGCUACAAGACUCGAAAACGAAUAAGGAGGCAUUCAAGUGCGUUUUGACCGGAAGCCGGCUAUCGGGCAAGAGCAUGGCCUUGCUGCAGGCCAUGUCCCACGCUCUCUUGGACGGCUGGGUUGUUUUUCAUAUCCCGGAGGGUCAAGAUCUCACAAACGGCAAUACCGAAUACUCCCCUGUCGCGGACACGGCCGACCCGAUGCAGUUCGCGCAACCGGUGUACUGCCUCAAACUUUUGCAGAACAUCUACAAGGCCAACAAACCCGUCCUUGAGAAGUUGCAGCUACAAAACGAUUGGUCCAAGAUGACCAACCUAAAGCAAGGUGCGACGCUUGCUGAUCUCGCUCUCAGCGCCAAGGAAAGCGAGUACGCUUGGCCGACCCUGAACGCGCUGUGGACGGAGUUGACCUUGCCCGGCCGCCCACCCGUUCUAUUCACGCUCGAUGGGCUUGCGCACAUCAACAAGAUUAGCGAGUAUAGGGAUCCAUCAUUCAACGAGGUCCACGCUCAUGACUUGGUGCUCGUGCGGAUGUUCGUCGAUGCACUGUCUGGCAAGACGAAGCUUCCCAACGGCGGAGCGAUCAUUGCAGCCACGUCAGAGAACAACUCCCACCACCACCCUUCGCAGGAACUUGUCCUGUCUCAGCUGGAGGCCGGGCAGGCCGGCAAGGAAGUCCCUAAACCAGACCCCUACGAGCGCAAGUACGACGAACGGGUGUACGACGCGCUAAAGAACAGCUUCGUCAUGCGCCUGGAGGGCGUUUCGAAAGAGGAGGGCAGAGCACUGAUGGAGUACUGGGGGGCGAGUGGCCUGGUGAGAGACGUGCUCAACUCGCGGACUGUCUCCGAGAAGUGGGCUUUGGGCGGCCACGGCAAUGUUGGCGAGAUGGAAAGGGUGGCGCUCAUGACGAUGCGCAUGUAA